Messenger RNA from Besnoitia besnoiti, 963 nucleotides. Its product is annotated as ATP-dependent Clp protease adaptor protein ClpS protein. Gene Ontology annotation, biological process: protein catabolic process; proteolysis. The coding region runs from base 1 to 963 and encodes 320 amino acids. The record is from RefSeq and is a predicted model, not a curated record. The transcript has 5 exons. NCBI's taxonomy places the organism in Eukaryota, Apicomplexa, Conoidasida, Eucoccidiorida, Sarcocystidae.
AUGGGGCACACUGACGCUUUACGCACUGGACUCUUGCUGGCCUGCUUUUCCGCGCUACUGCUCUGCUUCCCGGUUGAGCCGUCUGAGGCCCUCCACAUGCAGCCUCUCCGCUUCAGUUCCUCUGUCUCAUCUGCGCGCCUUCUAUCCUGCGGGGAAGGCGGAGAAAAGACGCCAUACGUGACCGCUGUUGCAGCGGUGGGCGUGCCUGCAGCCGGAGGUCGCUCGAAAGCACAUCUGCUCUCUCCUGAGAUUGGCUGGAGAAGCGAUCCUCUCUCCACGGGGCACUCGUCGCUGUGGCGUAGCGAGUGCCUUGAAAGAUGGAAAGCAGACGGCGGACGGGAGCGAGGAAGUGAACUCUGCGUUUUCGCAUCUGGAGACGGUCACGACCUCACCGACACGGAUGACGCCGCGACCGCUAGGGAACGCAUCGAGGAACGGGAGACACACGAAGAGACGCACAAGAGGCAGGAAAAGAGAAAGGAAGAGGAAGAAUCAAGCGAAGAUCAAAAGAAGCAGGAUGCUAGAAGGAAACGCCUGAAAGCUUGGCAGGUUGUGCUCCACAAUGAUGAAAUUCACGCCAUUCGGCACGUGACGGAGUUGCUGGUGGCUGCAGUGCCCUCCUUAACGAAGGCCAAGGCCCACGCGAUCACUGUGCACGCCCACAAAACCGGCCUCGCGCUGAUCCUGCGCACGUGGAGAGAAAAGGCGAAAGAAAUCCAACAAAAACUGAAGUCCAGCGGACUGACGAUCUCGCUCGUCCCUAGCAAGAAAAAGGAGGACGGCGGAGCUGGCGAUGACGACGGGGGAGGAGGCAAUGACGGAGGAGACGACGGAGGAGGCGAUGACAGAGGAGGAGAUGACGGAGGAGGAGAUGACGGAGGAGGCGAUGACGGAGGAGGCGAUGACGGAGGAGGCGAUGACGAAGACGUUGGCGGAUCUGACAGCGACAGGGACCACGAAUAG